Messenger RNA from Nestor notabilis (Kea), 1296 nucleotides. RefSeq names its product pentraxin 3, long (gene PTX3). Lineage: Eukaryota; Metazoa; Chordata; Aves; Psittaciformes; Psittacidae. The record is from RefSeq and is a predicted model, not a curated record. Gene Ontology annotation, biological process: innate immune response. Bases 1 to 1296 code for a protein of 431 amino acids. The transcript has 3 exons. Gene Ontology annotation, molecular function: complement component C1q complex binding.
AUGCUGCCCCAAGAAAUACUUUUUCUGCUUACCCUGUUCUGUGUUUUCAGGGCUUCUGUUUCUGUUCUGGAUGAAGAUGAUGACUAUGAUCUCAUGUACGUGAACCUGGAUAAUGAAAUUGACGGUCCAGUUCUUGGUACUGAGGAAACUGUUUCAUGUGAUUGCCAGCAAGAACACACCAAGUGGGACAAGCUCUUCAUCAUGCUUGAGAACUCGCAGAUGAAAGAGAACAUGAUGCUGCAGGCGAUGGAUGAGAUCCUGAAGGUGGACCUGAAGACCCUGAAAGCAGAGCUGAGCCAACUCACCACCAACCUUGCGGGCACCCUGGCAGCCGCAGUUGAGAAAGUCACCUCCCACAUUGUGUCACAGGUAGAGCAGGCACUUGUGAGGAACAGUGACCCAGCUGGAGAAGCCAAGAGGCUUCAUGAGUCUGAGCAAGGAAAGCUUCUUGAGCACAUUCUGCUGCUUGGUCACAAUGUGUCCAGCAGACUCGGCUGGCUGGAGAGCACUUGGCUAAGGAGGUGUGAGGCAGAGGCUCAAGAAACAGCUUUUCAUCAGGAUAAAUUCGGUCCCUCCAGAGGAGAUGAUUCCAUUUUGAAUUCCCUGUGGAAAGAGCUACAGCAAACCAGAACGGAACUGAAAGCAUCACAGAAAUGGGCAGCUCAGCACUUACUACCAGCAGGGUGUGAAACAGCAAUUCUAUUCCCCAUGCGUUCAAAAAAAAUAUUUGGAAGUGUUCACCCAACUGCUGGAAUGACACUACGCUCCUUUACUGCUUGUAUCUGGAUCAAGGUGACUGAGGCUUUGAACAAAACUAUUGUCUUCUCCUACGGAACCAAGUUAAAUCCAUAUGAAAUCCAACUUUAUCUCAGCCAGGAGUCUGCAGUGCUUGUUGUUGGUGGUGACCAGCACAAGUUAGUUGUCAAAAAUGUAGUUGUUCCUGGGAAGUGGAUUCAUCUCUGUGGCACCUGGAGCUCGGCGAAUGGAUCUGCAUCCCUGUGGCUGAAUGGAGAGCUUACAGCCACUGCCUCGGACAUUGCCAAUGCUCAUACCAUUCCAAAUGGAGGGAUUUUGCAGAUUGGUCAGGAAAAGAAUGGCUGCUGUGUUGGAGGUGGAUUUGAUGAAGCUUUAGCUUUCUCUGGAAAAUUAACUGGCUUUAACAUGUGGGACAGAAUGCUCAGCGCCAAAGAGAUAGCAGCACUGAGAGGAGAAGAUGCAUGCAGUAUGAGGGGCAACAUCAUCGGGUGGGGAGUCACUGAAGUUUUGCUAUAUGGAGGAGCCCAGUACAUUUCUUAA